AUGGCCGCUUUCUUCUUCUUCUUCUUCUUCUUCUUCUUCUUCUUCUUCUUCUUCUUCCUUCUCUUCCUCUUUUUUCUCCUUUCGUUUCCUUCUACUCCUCCUGUUUUCAAUAUAUCAUUAACGCGCGAUCAGGCAUCACGUUUUCUUUUAUGCCAGUGUAACAGAAUGUUUCUCUCCUUUCCUCUCUCCUUCUCUCUACCCUUCUCUUUCUACCCUUUCCUCUCUCCUUUCCUCACUCCUUCUCUCUACCCUUCUGUAUAUCCCCUUCCCUCUCUCCUUUCCUCUCUCCUUCUCUACCCUUCUCUAUCUCCCCUUCCCUCUCUCUCCUUCUCUCUACCCUUCUCUAUCUCCUUCCCUCCCUCCUUUCCUCUCUCCUUCUCUCUUCUACCCUUCUCUUCUCCGCUUCCCCCUCCUUCCCUCUCUCCUUCUCUCUACCCUUCUCUAUCUCCCUUCCCUCCCUCCUUUCCUCUCUCCUUCUCUCUACCCUUCUCUUCUCCCCUUCCCUCCCUCCUUCCUCUCUCCUUCUCUCUACCCUUCUCUAUCUCCCUUCCCUCCCUCCUUUCCUCUCUCCUUCUCUCUACCCUUCUCUAUCUCCCCUUCACCCUCCUUCUCUCUCUUCUCUUUUUCUCCUCCUCCUCCUCUCACCUUCUCUCUCCCCUACUCUCUUCCCUUGCUCUCCUUCUCUCCUCUCUUUCUCUCUUUCCUUCUUUCUCCUUGUUCUCUCUCUCUCCUUCUCUCUCCCUCUCUUCCCUUAUGUCUCUCUACUUCUCUCUUCCCUUCUCUAUCUCCCCUUCCCCCUCCUCUUCUCUCUCCUCUCUCUUUCUCUCUCCCCUUCUCUCUCUUCCCUUCUUUCUCUCCACUCCUCUCUUUCUUUCCCUUCUCUCCCCUUCUUUCGCCCCUUCUGUCUUCCCUUCUCUCUCCUCUUCUCUCUCCUCUCUUUUUCUCCUCCUCUUCUCACCUUCUCUCUCCCCUACUCUCUUCCCUCGCUCUCCUUCUCUUUCUCUCUUUCCUUCUUUCUCCUUGUUCUCUCUCUCCUUCUCCCUCCCUCUCUUCCCUUAUGUCUCUUUACUUCUCUCUCACCUUCUCUCUUUCCUUCUCUCUCCUGCUCUCAAUAUCUCUACCUCAGUCUGUUCUAUGAGCACAUCUCUCUAUAUAUAUAUCUUCCUCCAUCAUGUUGUUAGAAUUAAUCCAUUUCAAUACAUCUACCUCAGUUUGUUUUCUGUUUCUUUUGAACACGUCUAUCCCUCUCUCUCUCUCUCUCCCUUUCCUCUUUCCCUCUCCCUCUCAUAUUGCUAUAAUCAAUUCAUUUCAAUAUAUCUACCUCAGUCUGUUCAUAUCUAUCGAUCAACUGGUUACUUCUGGCCUCGAACCUCUUGGGAAUGUCAACUUCCAAGAAAGAACGAGCAUAUCUAUCACUGUCGAUACCUAUUACAGUCUGUUUAUCUAUUUAUCUAUCUAUCUCCAUUUAUAUAUGACUUUUAUAAUUUUCUUCCGUGUUCAAUUUGUAAGUCUAUCUAUUUGAAAAUCUUCUUCUUGUUUUUUUCUUUUGUUGUUUUUGCUGUUCUUUUUCUUCUUCCUUUUCUUCUUCCUUUUCUUCUUCCUUUUCUUCUUCUUUUUCUUCUUCUUCUUCUCCUCCUCCUCCCCCUCCUUCUUUUUCUCCUCUUCCCCCUCCUUCUUUUUCUUCUCUUCCUCCUUCUUAUUCACGCAUGUCUUUGCCUUCUUCUUUUUCUUCUUCUUCUUCUCUUCCUCCCCCUCCUUCUCGUCGUCGACCUCCUCCUCGCCCUUCUCAUUGUCGUCCUCCACCUCCUCCCUCUCAUCACCGUUUUCCUUCUCCUCCUCCUUCUUCUUCUUUCCUUCCUUCCUUCCUUCCUUCAUCUCCUCCUCCUCCUCUUCUUCUUCCUUCAUCUCCUUCUUUUCCUUUCGUCAUCUUCUUUUUGA
Messenger RNA from Acanthosepion pharaonis, 1938 nucleotides. NCBI's taxonomy places the organism in Eukaryota, Metazoa, Mollusca, Cephalopoda, Sepiida, Sepiidae. The record is from the annotation of a GenBank genome assembly.